This is a messenger RNA of Anopheles merus, 612 nucleotides long. RefSeq lists its product as uncharacterized. NCBI's taxonomy places the organism in Eukaryota, Metazoa, Arthropoda, Insecta, Diptera, Culicidae. The record is from RefSeq and is a predicted model, not a curated record. The transcript has 3 exons. Bases 253 to 528 code for a protein of 91 amino acids.
UAAUCAUACCAACUGGCCACGAUUCAAUGUCAAGAGCGGCCACGAUAGGGCCACCAGUUCACGAGAGGUCGUUACGGCGUCUUAAAUAUGCUGCUUUUCAGAUGCCCAGCCCAGCCAGCUGAGCCAAUCGUUUGUUCGCGAAAAAAAACGCCGCCACUAUAAAAGGAAGGUACAACUUUUCUCCCGCUGUACAGUAAACUAAUUUCAACUAUCGACUAGUACGGAGAAACUACAGCUCACGAACUGGUAAUCAUGAGAAUCUGCUGCGUCGCACUCAUCGGGCUGUUGUUGUGCUCUAUGCAGGGCGUCAUAGCCAACGAUCCACAAGAUGCACUGGGUGCUUGCAGUGGUAAUUUGUUUGGUCUGCUUAUGACACGACUUCAGCAGAUGGUCGAGGACUUUACAGCGUGCCAGGAAGCGACUGCCAACGAUCCUCAACACGAUUGCAGCGAUAGUAUACAGCGUGCAAAGGUUGAUCUGCAGCAGCAGUUGGUUAAUUACAGUUACUGUACUAAAAAUAUACAAUAAUUGAAGGUGUUGCUGUUAGUCUAUUAAAACAUGAUGUGUAAUAAACGAUUAUGUCCAGAAUAUUUUACUUUAAAUUUCAUUAUU